AUGCGAGAUUUGAAGCCACAGGAGAAGAACGACGUGCUUGAGAAGUUGAAUUUUUUUAUCGGAGACAACGUGGGCAGGAUAAUCGACAAGGAUAACAAGAUAGUCUUCCACCAUCAGCGUGUGAUGCUUGUUUCUGAAAAUGUCUACGCAGCAACGUCUAUGAUUCCCAGGAAGUGUAUUGCGAUAGCUGGAACCGUGCUGGGCAAGUUUACGAAGACAGGCAGGUUCCGGCUGGGAGUAGCUGCGCUGCACAUAUUGUCACAGUAUGCGAUCCAUAGAGUCUGGAUCAAGAGCAGUGCAGAGAUGUGCUAUUUGUAUGGGAACAACUCGUUGAAGUCGCAUGUUUUUAGAUUGUCCGAGGGCAUUCCGCAGAAUGCAGGAGUAGUAGUGUACAAUCAGAAUGAUGUUCCGCUUGGGUUUGGAGUGACCUCGCUGAGUGCACAAGCAUAUUCUACAGCGAAGGGGCAUGCGCUUGUUCUUCUACGACAGGUAGAUGCGGGUAUGUAUAUUCGUGAUGAGGAGCAUGCUCUAUGA
This is a messenger RNA of Ordospora pajunii, 534 nucleotides long. RefSeq names its product UPF0113 Pre-PUA domain-containing protein. The coding region runs from base 1 to 534 and encodes 177 amino acids. Gene Ontology annotation, molecular function: RNA binding. The record is from RefSeq and is a predicted model, not a curated record. NCBI's taxonomy places the organism in Eukaryota, Fungi, Microsporidia, Ordosporidae. The transcript has a single exon. Gene Ontology annotation, biological process: ribosome assembly. Gene Ontology annotation, cellular component: nucleus.